AUGCUGACGACGGCAAAAAGAGGAAAGAACUAUCGGGCCGUCCUCGGAAUGCCCUUUGCAGCUUUCAGAUUUUGCUUCAGUUUUUUGUUGGGUCUCCCAGACGAUUUUCCUUUCCGUGCCAGGUUGUUCCUAUUUGGCUCUCGAAUCUCUACUCGCGCGGAAACUGUUUGAACGAACAAACGCAAAUAUUGCAGAAUGGAAGGAAAAAAAUGGGGGUAGGUGCAGAAGGAAGUAUCGUUUUUAGGUGCUUGAGUGACCUCACAAACGGUUCUUUGGAGUCUAAAUUCGUAGAGUUUUAUGGUUUUCUGAAUAAUAAUAUUAUAUUCAUGAUGUAUCAAUAAACGUAUUUCUUAGGAACUCCAGAGUGGUCCCUAUAGGGGCAUAAGGGGCCUCUAGGGAUCACUUUACCAACCCCUAUAGGGACCACUAAGUGGUCCUUAUAAAGUUUUUAGUGAGUGUCCACCACUCUGGAAUUCCCAAGCUUCUAUUGAAGUUUUGAAAAGAACAAGGAAAAAAUAGUCGUUUUUGCAGAGGUUACGCCUAUUUUGCGUCUAUUUUUUUCGCUCUUCGAUCAAUAACUUUUUUAAAAAAUGUUCUGGAAAGUACCUGAUGAAGUGAGAACUGGGAUACAUUUUUUCCUGAAUUCGUUCGAUCCCCAACAAAUUUCCUUUAAACUUGCUUCAGUGCUCCUGAUAACCGAAUAACGUCCAACUUAUCGUUCUCGAAAAAGCUGGCGCAUCAAAUUUGAAGAUCAGUCGCACUUUUACUGAUAAGAGAGUUAUCGUCUGAAAUAAACAGCCUGUUCAAAAGAUUUUUAAAUUCCAGAUAGUUUUAUUGUUUGUCUGGACGCGAUCCAUCUCAUACAAAGUUGGCCCCUUCUCAAAAACUUUUGUUUGCUUCCAAUGUCCGAGAGCGCUCUGAACCUCGACUAUCGAAAAAAUAGAGUUUGGUGCUUGAAACCGCUUCCGAAAUGUUGCGAGAAGUCUGGCCUAUGUCCAACUUUCGAAUCGCCUUCUGAAUAGAAGUACAAACGAGAAAAUCUUCGAUUACCUUGCUCACCGGGAAACUUUUUUACCCCCCGCUUGAACUUUUGCUGAAACUUUGCUGAAGCGUAUUUCAGGACCCCUGAUAGCAGAUCAAGAAAAAGAUUUCUCACAAUAGAUCUUUUUUCCGAGUUAUGGAGCUUCAAAGUGUCAAUUAGGCCAAAAAAGCGCUAUUUCGAGCUUUUGAAGUGUCCUUACUCGAAAACGAGAUCUAUUGCGAGAAAUCUUCUUUGUGUUCUGGAAUCAGGGGGUUCUAAAGUACACUUCAACGAUGUUUCAGCAAAAUUUCAGGGGGAAACGUUCAGUCAAUGGCUUCUAGGACCACAAUCCAGAAGAAGGAAGUUUUCUCGAAGGUAAAAGCAUCCAAAAACGUCGCGAAGACCAAAUCGUAUUUGUGUUUAUUUAACUAACAAUACCUUCGGUGUGGCUCGCGGGCCGGAAGUUGCACAAGAGCAGCCAACAGUCCUUUUUUACGCCUGCGAUCCCAGAGACCUCUGCUGCCCCCUUGCGCACACACUCGCGACUCUCUCCAUCCGCACAGUUCCUUUCCGAGAUUCUCGGCCUGUCAACACGCGGCGGCUGGAGCAAGGCGGCACCAGCGGCUUCCCGUUUUCAUGGUACUUGUGUCUUCCGGGGUCCGACGUGUCGGAGGAUCCGCCUAUCGUCUCUGAAACGUGCCGUCACAUCUGCAGGCAGCCGUGGUCCAGGACCACACCGUCCAAACCUGGCUCUAAUCUCUUCACUUAUUCUUUAAGUUCGACCUCAAGGGCUUCUGAUUCCUUCUUUCUGUGACCUUCUGCUCUAAUAAAUUGCUAAGCCUUCUGAUGGGUCAAAUCUUACUUGCUUCAUGAUCAUUCGACAUUUCCUUGCACUCUCGAUGUAAUACUACAUCAAGUUCUCAUUUAUUUAUAAUUUUCGAAACUUUCUACUCCUCUAAAAACUUUCCGGAACACUAAAAAUGAAAAUCUGUCCAUGUUCAUUCUUUUCAGAUAUAUAUCAAACACCUUUGAAUUUUCGCGCCCUUUUUCACAAAAUUUAUUAUUUUUAUAGAGUAUUCAUAAAGGCCUCGAUUCACAGUAAACUUUGCGAGAAGCGAAUUUUUUUUUCCAGCUUCUUGUAGCAAUUUAUCACCUUUUCUUUGAGAAUUAUUCGUUGCUAUGCCCUUUUCAAACUUCUGUAACAAUCUCAAUAUUCUACCGUCCAUUUUUCCCCCUUUUUCAACGUGUAUCGAACUCUCAAAGUUAGGCUUCGUAAUCUCCAAAUGUUCAGAUAUGAGUUGCGCGGCAAUCGUCGCUUCUUUGGCCAACGUCGGCAAACUCGACAUGAAUGCUCUACUGACCAAUGCGUUGCAGUUGCAGACCGAAUUUCUUCAGUCUUCGGUUCGUAAAUGUUUCCAAAGCAAUUUAUCUUAUAUCUCACUUCAAAUCCACCUGAGAAUGUUUAUUUUAGGAUGACAAAGGGUUGGAAGUCCGUCGCAAGCGUCGCCGUGGAGAAGUGGCAAACCCAGCCAACACAUUGGACGCUCUGGUGGCACGAAAGGCUGAUGACUGCACGCAGCCGUUCGAGAAGCGCUACCUCAGCGAGCAAGAAGCCAUCGAAGGACCCGACGACGAGAUUGAGAUGAAGAAGAUGGAGCACGAUCCAGACGUGUCGACGCGGACAUGCUCCACCUGUGGCUACCAGGGAAAAUGGGUCUCCGAAAUGAUCCGUCACAAGCGUGUUCACACAAGCGAAAGGCCCUUCAAAUGUCGUUACUGCUCUCGAACCAGCAAAUGGAAGGCCGACCUCAUCCGUCACGUUGCCAGUGAGUAACUAUCGAUUUCACAAAAUUAUAGUCCGUUUAUUGUAACUUGAAAGGGUUUCUCUGCGCCCUCCUGAUCUCUCGACGUCUCUCUCAUGUUUACGUGCUAUUUCCAUGAUUCCCUGACCUCGUCGGCGAGAGAACAGAGAGCCGCAGACACGCGAAAACUGUCAGGUAGCGGCUUUAGGAACUCCAGAGUGGUCUCUAUAGGGACAACCUUAAGGGCUCUUGGAGGGUCCUUUCCAGGGACACCUACCCCUAUAGAAACCACUUGUUCGGCCCGUAGAGGAGCUUUUCCCCCCUAACCCCUAUAGGGAUCACUCUAAAAUUCCUAAUAUUUUAUAAUCGUUCCGUUAUCAAAAUUAGUUUUCCCAUCGUUCAAGACCAUUUUGCGAUAUUCUACUUCAGAGUCCUCCAAAUUUUAUUUGGCCUUUGCAGAGACACAUGGAAUAAGAGUGGUUUCGAAGUACAGCCGCUCGAAGACUUUCGACUCAUCUGCAAUCUUCAACAAGAGCAAUGGAGGUGACUUCGCUUCAGACAGACAAGACUGCGAAAUGGACCUGAGCAGCAAGGUUUAACCUCUCCUAAGCACUGAAGGCUCACCCGUCUACUUGCAGAGUCCGUUGCCAUACUCGUCUUCUUCCUCUUCUUCAAGUGACGUCGAGUCUCCAGCGCCGCCGAAGGAGAAACGCGUGUGCAACUCCGUCUCCGGAGUCUCCUAUCGUUGCGUCCUUUGCGGCUUCGAAGACGAGCGCGUGUCCGUUCUGACGCAGCAUGUGAGACGUCUCCACGACACCUCUCCCUACGUCUGUCGAUGCGGCGACCAGUUCGACGACCUCCAGGCGGCCCUUGGUCACUCCGGUCGCUCGUGUCCAUCUUACGAGAUUGUUUUCAACGUCAUCCCCAACUACCUCCACGACAAAGGUACUUGACCAUGAACUCGGAGAUUAUUUUUGAAUUCUUCAGCAGCGCACUCUCCCUGCGAGAGCAACUCUUCUGGAGACAGCGGCGUUAAUAUGGACGUCGAUGAGACGGAGACUCCGGAAACGCCACUCGGUCUGCCCUCGUCGGCGCCCUUCUCCCUUUUCUCGCCACUGCAACUCCAGACGCCCAUGAUCUCUCCCACUAUCUUUGAGGUAUUCAUGAUCUUUUCAAAUCAUUUUGCAAUUCGAUCCUCCUUAGAACUCAUUGCUCCAGUCCCCUUUCGACCUUCAAGCUGCUCUUAUGGCUCUCCAAUCGCCGUUGGCGCCGGUCUACCUCGCUUCUUUGGUUAGUACUUUCUUCCCUCACUGUCAACAGAACAUUAGUAUCUCAUUGAAAAGUUCCUAAUUUCAGACGUCUCUGCUGGCUUCUCCAACCGUUCCGCUUGCUUCGCCAACUUCCAUGGAGACUUGUUCUGAAGAACACGAAGAGCUCGAUGUUGAACAAUGA
Molecule: messenger RNA, 4275 nt
Organism: Caenorhabditis auriculariae
Lineage: Eukaryota; Metazoa; Nematoda; Chromadorea; Rhabditida; Rhabditidae
Source: the annotation of a GenBank genome assembly